CACAGCAGCCGGCGUCGCUGCCUCUGUCGCAGUUCUGCCACAGUCACCGCCAACUUCUCAGUCCGUCGGACCACAACGGCGGAAUCGGCGACGAGCGCCUGCGAUUUGGAAUCGGGCAUUCAGUUCGGUUUGGCGAGUCGAGCGUGUGCGAAGCGCUCAGAAAAUUGCGCACCGAAAAGACGACGACGGACGACGGGAAAGCUCUCAGAAGACGCGCGUUUUCCAAAUCCGCAAAUACUCAGUUUCUAAAGAGCCAACGGCUUUUGGUUUUUUCGAGUGCAUAAUAAUUAUUUUCAACUGUUUUUGCUGCAAAAUGAAUUAAAGGAAAGAGCCGAGUGUCAAAAAAUAAAAACAAAAGUGUUUUAAAAAACAUACGCAUAAAUAAUGCGAUCAAAAUCAGUGACAAAGAUCAACGCUUGACAAACACGACAACGAUAAGAAGAAAAAAAAUUCCAAAAUAAAAACCAAACCGCCAGGGAGGACUCCUCUCCUCCGUCCGAGAUGCCACAAGCUGGCCAAGGACUGAGCCUGCUCCUUAUUCUGUGCCUGCUUCAGGGUCUCCUGUUUCCCUGGAGUGCUGCCUGGUUCUACGAUGCCGAGUCCGUGGGCGGAGUGGCCAGCAUGGGCGCCGGAUCCGAUGAGCAUAGCUUCAAGACCCCGGAAACCAAAAACUCUCACAAAUCUCAAAGCACAGAGCUCGUUCAGCACUUUCCCAGUAUCCCGAUGACGGAUCAUCGACAUCUGGGUGCUCGAAGGCAGUUGGUUUUCGUGGCUUUACUCCCUUCUGUAGAGUCGGAUAACAAGAACGACUGCAUCAUGCCCAAGGUUUUGCCUGUGCUGGAGCUGGGCAUCAGGCAUGUUCAGCGGUUGGGCUUUGUGGGUGGCACUCACUUCGACAUCCAGCUGAUAUCAAGAGACACCUUUUGCUCUUCUAAAUAUGGACCCAUUGGCUUCUUUGAGAUCUACACUCAAUGGGCGGAGGUGAAUGCUGUCUUUGGUCUUCCCUGCGAGUACGUCUUGGCCCCCAUUUCGCGGUACGCCGAUGUCUGGCAAGUUCCCGUCCUCACCACCGGCGGCAAUGCCAAGGAGUUUAAUAAGAAGUCCGAGAGUUACUCCACCCUCACCCGUCUCAAAGGUGCCCAGGUUAAUAAUCUUGGCAAUGUGGUCCGGGCUAUCCUGAACAGCUUUAAUUGGACGAGAACCGCGUUGAUUUAUCAGAAUGAGAACGCCAAGGUCAAGGGCAACUCGGUGUGCUUCCUCUGCCUGGCCGCCAUUCAUGACACUAUCGAGGAGCACUCCGUCUACCAAUUGGGAUUCGACACCUCUACGUGGACCAAGGCGGACAUCACGCGGAUGCUAAAGAAUGUCGCCAUGCAGACGAGAAUUGUCAUAAUGUGCGCCGAUCCGCAGUCGAUACGUCAAAUUAUGCUGACAGCCGAGGAGUUGAAUAUGAUCGAUAGCGGCGAAUAUGUUUUCAUCAAUAUUGAAUUAUUUUCGCGGGUUCAAUAUCUGACAUCACAGCCCUGGUACGAUAAGAACGAUACGGAUUUGAAUAAUGAGCGGGCCCAGAAGGCCUACACCGCCAUGUUGACCGUGACUCCCAAACAGCCGAACGACAACGAAUACACCCGGGUCUCCAAUGAGAUCAAAGCCAUUGCUGCGGAGAAAUACAAUUACACAUUCAGCGACAACGAGCCCAUUUCGGCAUUCGUCACCUCCUUCUUCGACGGAGUCCUACUCUAUGCCAAUGCCCUCAACGAGAGCAUCCGGGAGGAUCCCACCAUGCUGACACGACCUAUUAACGGCACCGACAUGGUGCGACGCAUGUGGAAUCGCAGCUUCACUGGCAUCACCGGUAACGUGACCAUCGAUGCCAAUGGGGAUAGACUUUCUGCCUACUCACUGCUGGACAUGAAUCCUACUACUGGCAGAUUCGAGAUCGUCGCUCAUUUCCUGCACAACCGGCUGGAGUUUGAGGCCAACAAGGAGAUUCACUGGGCGGGUGACCGAGAGGAGGCGCCAUCAGAUCGACCCACUUGUGGCUACGAUGGUGCCUUGUGUCCCGAUAAUUCCCUGCCCGGCUAUGCCAUCCUAUCGAUUGUCCUGGGAACCAUGGUGGUCGUAAUGGCCGUGUGCUUCUUCUUUGGCUAUCGUCACUACAUUGCUGAGGCAGAGAUCAACUCGAUGAGCUGGAAGGUGUCACUAGAGGACGUAAUGUUCCGAGAUGCAGCCGAGCGUGGGCUGCGCGGAUCCUUCCACUCGCUGGUUAAGCAAAGUUCUCAGCUAACUCUAAUGUCCGAGGACAUGGUGUCCAUCAACGGAGACCGGCAAAUCUUCAUCCCUGUUGGCAUGUUCCGUAAAAGCAAGGUUGCCAUCAAACCGGUGGAGGUGGAAAAUGUCCAGGCGCUUCUUACGCGCAAUUUAAUGCUAGAACUAAAGCGGAUGAAGGACCUGCAACACGACCAUUUGGUCAAGUUCUAUGGUGCCUGUUUGGACCAGAGACGCAGCUUCCUGCUUACCGAGUACUGCCCCAAGGGAUCGCUGCAGGAUAUACUCGAGAACGAGCAGUUCCAGUUGGACUGGAUGUUCCGACUGUCCCUAAUGCACGACAUCGUUCGUGGCAUGCAGUUUCUACACAGCUCCGACAUUCGCUCCCACGGCAACCUAAAGUCCUCCAACUGUGUGGUGGACUCCCGGUUCGUGCUCAAGAUCACCGACUUUGGACUGCACAGCCUGCGGCGGACAAGAUUCGACCUGGAAAGCGACGGUGGCAAUUGCAAUAGCCACGCCUACUGGAGCAAACUCUUGUGGACUGCCCCCGAACUGCUGCGGGUGGAGCACAAUCGAGCGCCCGAGGGAACCCAGAAGGGUGACGUCUACGCCUUUGGAAUCAUUGUUCACGAGAUAACCACUCGACAAGGUCCCUUCUACCUGGGCAGAUGUGCGUACGAGAAGUCGCCACAAGAAAUUAUUGAACUGGUUAAGGGAUAUCAUCCGAUGAGAAUGCAGAAACCAUUCCGACCGGAACUCGAACCGAAUGGCGAUACAAAGGCGGACAUAAAUGGUAUCAUCCGUCGCUGCUGGGCGGAAGACCCUGCCGAGCGUCCGGACUUCAACACUCUGAAGUCCAUGAUUCGCAGGUUUAAUAAAGACAACGAGACGGGCAACAUUGUGGACAACCUGCUAAAACGCAUGGAGCUGUACGCCAACAAUCUGGAGGAACUGGUGGAGGAGCGCACUCAGGACUACCACGAGGAAAAGAAGAAAUGCGAGAAGCUACUGUACCAACUCCUGCCCCAGAGUGUGGCUGCACAGCUCAUUAGCGGACAGCCGGUGGUGGCAGAGACCUUUGACCAGGUGACGAUCUACUUUAGUGACAUUGUGGGCUUCACAGCCAUCUCUGCGGAAAGCACGCCCAUGCAGGUGGUGCAGUUCCUGAACGACCUGUACACCUGUUUCGAUUCCAUUGUGGAGAACUUCGAUGUUUAUAAAGUGGAAACGAUUGGAGAUGCCUACAUGGUUGUUUCUGGACUACCCAUUCGAAAUGGCAACCAGCAUGCCCGGGAGAUAGCGCGUUUGGCACUGGCUCUCCUGGAAGCAGUGCACAACUUCCGGAUACACCACCGCCCAGAGGAUCGACUGAAGUUAAGGAUAGGACUGCAUACAGGAGCCUGUGUCGCUGGAGUGGUGGGUCUAAAGAUGCCACGCUACUGCCUCUUUGGCGAUACUGUAAACACUGCCUCUCGCAUGGAGUCCAAUGGAGAGGCACUGAAGAUCCACAUAAGUGAAACCACCAAGGCGGCACUGGACGAGUUCGGCACCUUUGUGACAACCCGUCGAGGCUUUGUACCCAUGAAGGGCAAGGGUGAGAUGCUAACCUAUUGGUUAGAGGGCGAAGUGCCCCGUCCUGACUCCCUGAUUUCGCCCAGCAAAUUAAUGCUCACCCGACGCUCCUCACUGAAACAGCCACAGCGCAGCCAGUCACAUCACCUGCACAAGCAGUACUCCGAACUAGUGGUGGCUUCGCCACCACCUCAGUUACCACCACCAGCGAUCGCCCUGCCGCCGCCACCGCCGCCGUCCAAGGAUUCGCCCAAUCUCCGCGUCAAACGCAAGAUAAGCUCCAGUUCGCCCAAGCUGAAUGGCGGGGGCUUUGACUAUCACAAGACUGAGAACCUCUAUCUGGAUGCAGCUGCUGCUCAGAGAACCUGUGACAUCUACAGCAGCCGGAGCUUACGCGAUAUGGAGGAGACCUCCGACAGCUGGGAACUGGCCCACUUCCGGCUGCCGCUGAGCGGAGCACUCAAGAGCCAUCAUCACCUCAAUAACAACAAUAGCCACGGCUAUGUGCACUCGAAUUCCAGCUCCAAUCUGAGCGGCAUUCUGCAGCCACCGCCACUGGGUGGCCAACGGAGCCGACUGAAACCGUCGCCCACGAUCUCAACGCUGCUGACGGGCGCCAGGAAUGAGGGCAAUACCUCUCCAGGCCCCGAAACGGCCAGCAUGGGCAGUGGCCAGCUGAGGAUUAAGUUCGCCGAAGGCGACGAAGCUCCACUGCUGCCCACACCGGCACCACCACCUGCACCUGCACCUGCUCCGAUUCCACCGCUGGUGACUGCUAGUCCGCAGCGGAGCAGCAGUGGCCAGAACAUUCCGGCGGACAGCAACCACUACGGCUUCCUAGUGAAAAGCUACAAGCAGCAGUGUCCACCGGUGGCGGGAAGUGCCGUCACCCAGCCACUGCUGGCUAAGAUCAACUCAUAGCUGUAUGCGGGGGAGACGACUCCCUCUCCACUGUAAUCAUAUGCAUAUUAAAUGUACUUGUUUGUGAUAAUAAGUUAAACCCAAGUUGAACAAGUUAGUGGUUAGUCGUUAGUCGACCGAAUCAAAUUCGAAAUUCGUACGGGAACUCUUCUAAAAUGUUUCGUAGUUUUUAAUCGCCCUUUCCCCCUUACUCAUAAGUAGCGAAUUUUACAUGUUAACAAACCUCAAAAACAAAAAACACUCGAUGUAAAUAGCAAUUUACAACCAAUCAAUUUGUUCCUUGUGCUUUGAAUAUUCACUCUCUACAAACUCAGACAAUUAGCUUAAAGUAGAUAUUACCUAAAGAUAAGCGUAGACACUUUGUGAAAAUUUCUUAUAUGUAAAGUAUUAGACGAACAUGAAUAUUUAUUUUGAAAAUUGACGAAUAAAGAAAUCUAUAUAAAAUAUA
Molecule: messenger RNA, 5212 nt
Organism: Drosophila eugracilis
Lineage: Eukaryota; Metazoa; Arthropoda; Insecta; Diptera; Drosophilidae
Product: atrial natriuretic peptide receptor 1
Exons: 9
Coding region: 502-4764 (1420 amino acids)
Biological process (GO): intracellular signal transduction; protein phosphorylation; cGMP biosynthetic process
Cellular component (GO): membrane
Molecular function (GO): protein kinase activity; guanylate cyclase activity; ATP binding
Source: RefSeq, a predicted model, not a curated record